This is a messenger RNA of Xyrauchen texanus (razorback sucker), 3269 nucleotides long. RefSeq names its product GTP-binding protein 1-like. Gene Ontology annotation, biological process: translational elongation. The record is from RefSeq and is a predicted model, not a curated record. The coding region runs from base 261 to 2288 and encodes 675 amino acids. The transcript has 13 exons. Lineage: Eukaryota; Metazoa; Chordata; Actinopteri; Cypriniformes; Catostomidae. Gene Ontology annotation, molecular function: GTPase activity; GTP binding; translation elongation factor activity.
ACUCAUUUUCUUUCAAUUUUAAACAAACGCGUUAAACACCAUCAGAGAAGAAUUUUAGGUCUAUGUUUACGAUGUUAUAUAGAUACUAGUAAUAUUCUUGUUUAUGUCGGCACAGCAGGUUUUAACCUAUUGGUGAGCGGCGUAACAGUCUGAAUGUGAAUUUACAAGUGUUUGUGCUAUAUCAGAAUACAAUUGUUUUUCCUAAAGCUGCAUCGUUUUAAAGUUGUUUUAUCUUAAUCUUAAAAAUUACUGCCUGGAAGAUGGCAUCGGAAACGACGACGGAGCCGGUUUUUAAUCCUGGGACCUUGGGGUUAUCAGAGUCCGUAGUCCCCGCUAGCAUGUUUGCUCCAGGCCGGGGAUACGGCGAUGAUGACGGGGCAGAGUGCUUCGAGGACGAGGAGAUGUUCAACGGGGAGACCUUGGAUCACGGCAUAGACUUCUGCAGCAAGUUGGCCUUGGUCAGUCCCAAUGGGGAACAGUAUGACUUGUUACUACGGCAACUGCGUGAGAGGAUGGACGAGGGCUGUGGGGAGACCAUCUAUGUUGUGGGAGUGGGUUCAGAUGGAGGAGACUAUGGUCUGAAUGACAAUGAUAUGCAGGCGUCUGUUGCAACAGUGAGGUCCAUGUGUGAGCAGAUAGAGGCAGAUCUCAUCCUUUUGAGGGAGCGUAUUGAGGCUGGUGGCCAGGUCAGAGAUUAUCUUAUUCGCCGCAGAGUGGGAGAGGCCGACUUCCUGGAGGUUAGGGUGGCUGUAGUGGGGAAUGUGGAUGCAGGUAAGAGUACGCUCCUGGGUGUGCUGACUCAUGGAGAGUUGGAUAAUGGCCGUGGCUUUGCAAGACAGAAGCUCUUUAGACACAAGCAUGAAAUGGAGAGUGGACGUACCAGCAGCGUAGGCAAUGACAUCCUGGGAUUUGAUCAAGAGGGCCAGGUGGUAAACAAACCCGACAGUCACGGGGGCAGUCUGGACUGGACCAAGAUCUGCGAGAAGUCUUCUAAAGUCAUCACUUUUAUUGACCUUGCUGGCCAUGAGAAAUACUUGAAGACCACAGUGUUUGGAAUGACUGGUCAUCUGCCUGAUUUCUGUAUGCUUAUGAUUGGAAGUAAUGCAGGAAUUGUUGGUAUGACCAAAGAGCACCUCGGCUUGGCAUUAGCCCUCAAUGUUCCUGUCUUUGUGGUGGUUACCAAGAUUGACAUGUGUCCAGCUAAUAUUCUUCAAGAGACCUUGAAGCUCCUGCAGAAGAUCUUAAAGUCUCCAGGCUGCAGAAAGAUUCCUGUGCUAGUUCAGAACAAAGAUGAUGUCAUUGUCACAGCAUCCAACUUUAGUUCGGAGAGAAUAUGUCCCAUCUUCCAGAUCUCUAAUGUCUCAGGAGAGAACAUGGAUCUACUCAAGAUGUUCCUGAACCUGCUCACGUCCAGAAGCUCUUUUAAAGACCACGAGCCUGCUGAGUUCCAGAUAGAUGACACCUAUUCAGUGCCAGGCGUAGGGACAGUAGUGUCUGGGACCACAUUACGUGGGCUGAUUCUACUGAACGACACCUUGCUUCUCGGACCAGACCCCUUGGGCGCUUUCCUCCCCAUCACUGUCAAGUCCAUUCACCGUAAGAGGAUGCCUGUUAAGGAGGUCCGUGGUGGACAGACAGCCUCCUUUGCUCUGAAAAAAAUAAAACGCUCCUCAAUAAGGAAGGGCAUGGUCAUGGUGUCACCAAGAUUAAACGCACAAGCAUAUUGGGAGUUUGAGGCAGAGAUACUAGUUUUACACCACCCGACGACAAUCUCCCCUAGAUAUCAAGCCAUGGUGCACUGCGGUAGCAUCAGACAGACAGCCACUAUACUGUCUAUGACCAGAGACUGCUUACGCACAGGAGACAAAGCUACUGUACACUUCCGCUUUAUUAAAACUCCAGAGUACCUGCACAUAGACCAGAGGCUAGUCUUCAGAGAGGGGAGGACUAAGGCUGUGGGCACCAUCACCAAGUUGCUCCUAUCAACAAAUAAUCAACCGUCAAACUCCAAACCUCCACAUAUCAAGAUGCAGUCAACAAAAAAAGCCCCUGCAAGGAGAGAAGAUGGUGUGGCACCAAUCAAUGAGGAGACCACAACCACAGGAGCACCAGGAACUCUGCACAAUGCACCACAACAAACAGAGAUGGAGGAAGACCCUCAAAAUAAUGUGGGCAACAAAGAGAUCAAGCCAAAGUCUGGAGGCAGAAGACGAGGGGGUCAGCGGCAUAAAGGAAAACCUCAAGGCAACGCCACAGUAGCCCUUGCUGGUGCAGUAGGAGGCUGCUAAACUCAUCUCUUCAAGAAUUCAAUACAGCUGAACAGUCCAGUAUGCCCUACAUGUUUCACUCUUUUACCUGCCCAUAUGGACCAUCUCACCUCCAUGAUAAGAGAAAGGAGUUCACAGAGCCAACAUGCACAUUGUUUUGUGAAUUUUAACUUAUUAAGAUGCGUGUUCUUAAGACUGUAUAUACCGUAGAUAUUGAGAAAAUAGGACCGACAUACUGCAUGGUGGUUCUGUUUUGGCUGUAAAGGUCACCUUAAAGUUUCUAACUUGCUAAAUGACUCUUAUCACAUUUUAAGAUAAUCUAGUUGGAAAUUAGGUAGAGCUUGGGCUGAACUCUUAAGUAGCUAACUGUUUUAAGGGGACUAUUAACAAGUCUCAUCAUGCAUCUGUGUUUCAUUCAAAUCAACAUUCCAGUGUUAACCUUGACAAUAAGAACUGAAGAGUUCCUGAUAUUUUCAGUAGGUGUAAUGGCCUGGAUUCAUUUGGGGCUUUUCGGCACUGUGACUGCAAAGUUUGUUGGCAGCUACUUUUGUUUGAUAUGAAAUUGGAAAUAGAAAAUACGUAAUAUUGCUAAUUACCUCAUAUAUUAGUCUAUUUGGCAGUGCUCCAAAAUCCUUUCUGGUUGAGAAAAUCAUCCUGACACUUUGCGCCCCUGUUUAGCAUUACAAAUUGUAGAUCUUUGAUAUUUGAAAGUUAAAAGAAAAGUGAAAAUGUCCUGUUUGAUUACUCUUAUGGAAUCUUAACAAAACAGAGUGCCAGUAGUUACGUUUUGUUCAUUAAUAUGGAGGGAUGUUGGGCUACAUGCUAAAUUUUAUGAACAAAGUUCUUUAUUUUCUGGCAGUCAUCCAUAUCAUAAUAUAAAUUUGUUUAAAAUUGGUUUAAUAUUAGCUGAGCUUUAGUAAUCACACCCUUUAAGACCAUUCUCUCAGUUUACAUGUUGUGAAACUCAUUUUCCACAACUAAUAUAAAAAUAAACUGAUUUUG